Molecule: messenger RNA, 2327 nt
Organism: Nilaparvata lugens (brown planthopper)
Lineage: Eukaryota; Metazoa; Arthropoda; Insecta; Hemiptera; Delphacidae
Product: serine protease 27
Exons: 8
Coding region: 371-1342 (323 amino acids)
Biological process (GO): proteolysis
Molecular function (GO): serine-type endopeptidase activity
Source: RefSeq, a predicted model, not a curated record
ACCCACCGACUCGCUUAUCACAAGGUGUCUUAUGUGCUGUUCUUUCGGAGGGGGAGAUGCAACUGACUACCUCUACACGUGGUCAGUCACGCUUCUUUCUGUUUACAUUUUUAAUAUAAAUCUACUAUCUGUAUCAUCCAUCACAUUUACUCGCGGCUAACAGUGGACGUUUCUUGUUCUAUCAGUGAAGUGAAUUAUUCCAGUGAAUCAGUGUGAUAACGGUUGUGGAAAUGGUUCGUGUGUGCUGCUUGAUUCGAAAUAUGUUUUAAACGAGGAGAUGAUCAAGUUUCCAAACAGUUACCAGACUGAAGGUCCUCCUUGAAUAGUCUUCAUAAUUUUCACAGAUUGCAAGAUCCAGAAUAUAAAAGAAAUGAUUCAAUUCACAAGCAUUCUCCUCUUAGCAGCCAUAAGGGAAGCUUCCCCACAAUUCAGUUCCAGCUGGAGCUUCCGCAAUGGAGGAUUUCCGAAAUUUCCACCGUCCAAGCCAAGUCCGCAAUGGAACUCGCAUUCGCUGCAGUGCGGCACCCGAUCGGUCAGCCAUCAACCCCUCCGCACCGGUGGAGCCACCGCUAAGAUUGUUGGAGGAUCAGCUGCCAACUACGGUGCUUACCCAUGGCAGGUUGAGAUUCAAGCCUACCGACCAGAAAAAAGGAAAUUCGAGCACCAUUGCGGAGGGGCGGUGGUGGGGGAGCGCGUCGUACUGACAGCCGCCCACUGCAUCACCAACCUCGAGCAUGCUGACAAGAUUCGCCUCAUCGUCGGUAAGCACGACCUCAAUCAGAAAGAUCACCAUGAAAGGUCGUUCAAGGCUGAAAAAACUAUCAUCCAUCCACAGUUCAGGAAGAUGGGACCACAUAGCAACGACAUAGCUCUGAUCAAAGUGAAAGCAGUGAAUGACAAUGGAUUCACCUUCAAUUCGCACGUGCAGCCCAUUUGCUUACCAGAAGAAGACUCUCAGAUCGCAGGAGUCGGCGAAUGGUGUACAGUUACCGGGUGGGGCGCUCAGAAACCCGAGGACUUGGAGAGUCUGUCGGGGGUACUAAAGGCAGCGUCUGUGCCUCUGCUGGACCUGUCGACGUGCCGGCAGUCAGGAGUGUACGGCGGCAGAGUGCAGUCCAUAUUGGACAGCAUGCUUUGCGCCGGCCCUCUUGAGGGAGGGGUGGAUGCCUGUGGGGGCGACUCGGGGGGACCUCUCGCUUGUCAAGUUGACGGGCAUUUCAUAUUGACUGGAGUGGUGUCUUGGGGAGAUGGCUGUGCGAAGAAAAAUCGGCCCGGUGUGUACACACGAGUGGCUCACUUCACUCCAUGGAUCCACGAGACUCUCCACAAGUUGGGAGCCUAAACAUAAAACUGAUCAAACUUAUAACAAGUCAACUAAGUUAGAAAUAUCCUAUAGUUACCUAUAUUCUAAGAACUUACAAAUAUUGUUGAUAACUAGAUAUUAGUAAUUUUUACAAGAUAAGAGCAUGAUUUUUGUAUGAAUUCAAUUAUAAUAUAUAGUAUUUUAUCAAGAUGAUUCAGUAUUAACAUCGUGAGUAUUGCUUUAUUGUAUUGAGAAAUUUUAUGGAUUCCAAAAUUGAAAACCAAAGCUACCACGGAAGUUAGCCAAUUCUCAGUGUUUAAGGGAAAUUAAUUUUUAGUAUGCAGAUACUCGGUUUAAACGAAGAAAUGUCAGCUGUUCGUUCAAACCCCGUAUGAAACACAUCAUGAUAAAUGCAACCAUAUCUACAAGUAAACGUGAUUUAGCGUUAAACGUAAUGUUAGCAUAUGGCCCUCAGUCUCAUUUAUACUUCGAAUGAUAGUGAUUCUCAUUGAGGAGACUCAAUAAAUCACAAUAAUGUGUGCUUCCAUAUAAGAUUAAUAUUUUAUCAUCAUUAUUCCUUCAUUUCUAAUAAAAAUUUGUAUUUUUAUUGGAGCCUAUAUUCGGCAACAAGUCAUGAUCUCAUAUAAAUUAAUUUAUUUGUCGUCAUCCAUCAUGUCCCCUUGAAUAAAAAUGUUAAAUAACAAAUAGGUGAAUUUUAGAAUACGAGUACAAGUCAUAUCCUUCUUUCGUGUUCAAUCUCUUGAUCAAUCACAAAUCAAGAUAUAUUAUUAAAAUUUUCUUUCAUCUAGCAGUCUUAUAAUUUGAAAGUAUAUAAUCCUUGAACAAUCAUCGGGUUUUAAUUGUUGUCUUUAGGUAUUACUCUAAAUUGGCCAAGCAUUCAAUUGCGUACGUUUAAAAAUAUUCAUUUUGUAAACUGUAAAGUUUGCAAAGUGCAAGAUAUCUACUCUAAGCUAAAGGUUUUUGAUUCAAAUUGUGAUCGUUUUCGGGUAGAUUUAAAAAAAAA